Messenger RNA from Sphaeroforma arctica JP610, 1901 nucleotides. RefSeq lists its product as hypothetical. Lineage: Eukaryota; Ichthyosporea; Ichthyophonida. The transcript has 3 exons. The coding region runs from base 55 to 1194 and encodes 379 amino acids. The record is from RefSeq and is a predicted model, not a curated record.
UACGUACUCGAACGUCAUUCAGCACCACGCUUCAGUUUAAUUUGGUUCGCAACCAUGGUAUAUUCACUUGGAUAUACAAAACUACCAAGCGACGGCCCAGGGUCAGUCUCGGGUGUUUACGAGUUGAAGAAUUCUCUAGACAUCUUCGUAGUCUGGUACUAUACUGGAGCUUCCGAGAUGUUUUUUGCGUCGUUGGCUAUCAUUCUGUUGCUGCUCUCAAUGUACAAGCUCGAGACGGGAAAGCUGAAGAGAUUUGGUUGGACUUUUUUUGCCUUCGCUCUUGUAGGCUACUCAUGCAUAUUGGCUUACGGUGUGUUGGGAACUCAAGGCGAUGGAACAGUUUAUUUGAGACAUAAGCAAUACCUUCAGAGUGUUGGUCUGGCUGCGUUGGAGUACUGUUUUGCCACGGUCAACUUGACACUCCGUUCCUUGAGUGAUAUCUUGCAAUUGAAAGAUAACAAAUUCGAGAUAUACUGGUUUUUCAUCAAUGUUGUUCACUUCUGUAUUUCAAUCGCCAUGGUACCCGUUCAGAACGAAUACGGCGAAGGUCAAACCGUCUUCUGGAACCACAUCAUCAACUGGCUGUUCUCGUUGCUCUCCGUGUGCGUAUUUAUAAGCUUCUACACCAAGCUUCUAAAAAUCGUUGCAAAGGAACGGCUGUCGCGUGUCACGGCAGAUCUGAUCAACAUAUCGCUACGUCAGUUUGUCAUGUAUAUCAUGUAUUACUUGAUAUAUCUCAUCUGCUAUUUCUUCUUAUUUUUGGCGGCCAUUGGAGAAGUCACAGAUAGUUUUAACAACUUCUUUUUGACGUGUGCGCAGAUUUCAUCUGUAUCGUGGGCGGCUUCAAGAUUCUUUUUACUUCUCGCUGCCAUCUCCAUAUUCCAGCCUUACUUGCUCAGAAAAUACACCAGUGUCAAUUUUGUGCAUUCGUAUGACAAGACUAUGGAUGCGGGCUUGACAUAUGCACGUCACACGACUGACAUGGAUCGCGACCGCUCUGAUCAUCGAUCGCAAGCGUCAGCAGAGUGUGUGGUACCCACCAGUGGUUUCAUGAGCACCAUGGAGAACCAAAAGAAGGAAUCAAGCAGCGCCGCAAUGACUAUCAUCAAUGCGGAAGAUACGACGGAGAAUUUCAGUCAGGAAAGUAGUGCUGGGCUACCAGCAGUUGCCGAAUCGUCGCAUCACGUCAGCUAGAGUGCCAACGGAAUACUUGGUUCGAUAAUAGUAUCCGCUCGGGGGACAUACUACAUAGUACUCUACCAGCGUCGUUGUCAUUUUGACUCGCUUUUGUCCCUAAUAAGCACCUUUAGAGUUCAUUGGUUAAUGUGGAAGGGUAUAUGUCGCAAGAUCGAGUGGUGAAGACUAUUCUUUUGCGUACACUUACAAGUUUCCUUCAUUUUACGGAGAUCUAUAGGAAUAUUCUCUGCUGUAUGAAUGAGAUUCGUUCGUUCUGAUUGAUCAUUCGGAGAUGUGGUCAACAAGUUCCUUGGAUAGGAUAGCGCUUAUAUCACGUGCUGCAAUGCCAGAGUGUUAUUCAGUCGGUGGCGGUAAGAACCACAAUGGUACCACGUAAGAAACUGGAGAGUGCGGACCACCCGAGAGUAUCAGUAUGUGAGUGUUGCCUUCCAGUGGUUUAAAAGGAACAGGUGCAAUUUCCUUUCAGACUGAAAGAAGUGGUACUUCGCGCGAAGCAAAAAAAUAUUAGUUAAAACGUGUCGUGAGGGUCCGAUGCCUACGUUGUAUGUUUAUUCACGUACGACACUCUUGACCCUAAAAUGAUAUACCGGUGCAAACAAACGCAAAAAUUGAAAAUUGUACAUAUUCCUACUAAGUACACAUAAUAGUAUACCUUUUUUUAUAGGUGUUAUAAAGAUUCUUGUACUUUUCCAUUCUUCUAAAGC